Molecule: messenger RNA, 2278 nt
Organism: Centruroides sculpturatus (bark scorpion)
Lineage: Eukaryota; Metazoa; Arthropoda; Arachnida; Scorpiones; Buthidae
Gene: ergic53
Product: protein ERGIC-53-like
Exons: 15
Coding region: 50-1579 (509 amino acids)
Biological process (GO): Golgi organization; endoplasmic reticulum organization; endoplasmic reticulum to Golgi vesicle-mediated transport
Cellular component (GO): endoplasmic reticulum membrane; Golgi membrane; endoplasmic reticulum-Golgi intermediate compartment
Molecular function (GO): D-mannose binding
Source: RefSeq, a predicted model, not a curated record
AUACUGGUUGCCACGACGACUGGAUCAGUCUGCUUGUUUUUCUUGCAAGAUGGCUUCCAAGUGGGGAGAGUUUCUAUUACUUAUUCUGUGCAUCGUAGCGAUAUUCGGUAGCGUCGAAGUACCGCACAAGAGAUUCGAAUAUAAAUACAGUUUUAAAGGACCAUAUUUAGCGCAGAAGGACGGAACUGUGCCGUUUUGGGAAGCAUACGGAAAUGCCAUUGCAAGCGAGGAAAUGGUUCGAAUUACUCCUUCCCUAAGAAGCAAAAAAGGUUCAAUAUGGUCCAAAUCGGCAACUACGUUUCAGUGGUGGGAAGUGGAGAUGAUAUUCAGGGUGAAUGGACGAGGCAGACUGGGAGCUGAUGGUCUCGCGUUUUGGUUUACAGACAAAAAAGGUGUUGAAGGACCUGUAUUUGGUAGUAAUGAUAACUGGAAUGGAUUGGGUAUCUUUUUCGAUUCCUUUGAUAACGAUGGAAAGGGUAACAAUCCUUACAUUAUGGCUAUGGUUAAUGACGGUACCAAAGUUUAUGAUCAUCAGACAGACGGCAUCAAUCAGCAAUUGGCCGGUUGCUUGAGAGACUUCCGAAACAAACCGUUUCCCGUUCGAACAAAAAUUGAAUAUUACAGAAACGUUCUAUCGAUUUUAUUUCAUGCCGGAAAUUCUAACAACGAUGACGACUACGAAAUGUGCAUGAGAGUAGAAAAUGUAUUUUUGCCGCAGUUUGGUUAUUUUGGUAUAUCAGCUGCGACUGGUGGAUUAGCCGAUGAUCAUGAUGUUCUCAAGUUCCUUGUGUCGAGUCUUUAUCCUCCCGGAACACAACCCACCCCACAACAGACAAUUGCUGACACUGAAAAAGAAAAAUUCUCAAAAGAAUACGAAGAAUACAAAGUUAAAUUGGAAAAACAGAAAGAAGAGUAUCGUCGACAACAUCCAGACGAAGCUCACAAAAAGGAUAUGGAAUAUAAUCCGGAAGAAGCGUAUGAAAGCUUCCAGCAAAGAGAAUUAACACAAAUAUUCCAAGGUCAAAGUCAGAUAUUCGAAGCAAUGAAAUCAUUAAAUAGGAAAUUGGAUGAGAUCAUCGGUCGUCAGGAGCGAUCUCUUUCGAUGCUGUCUGCAGUACAAGUGGGAGGAGUCGGAGGAGUUCCCCACGGAGGCCAAGGAAUGCCACCACCGGCCAUGCCAGUUGACGGAUUGCGUCGACAUGAGGUAGAUGCUCUUCUUGGAAAUCAGAGAGAGAUGGUACAAGCCUCUAGAGAUAUCAAAGCUUUUGUUGCAGAAAUUCAUCAGCGUACUGGCUCGCUUCUGGCUGGUCAAGCGACUCCUCAGGGCAGCGGAGGCGGCGGCGGCCAAGCAUUCCAAUAUCAGACGCUCAUCAACGAAGUGAAAGAUGGGCUAAAUAUAGUAAAACGUGACGUUUCAUCUCUCCAUGCAAAAACAGGAGGACCAUGUCCCGCCAUGCCACAAGUUAGCUGCCUUACUCCUACAUAUUUCUUUAUUUUUAUGGGAUUACAGCUAAUAAUUAUGAUUGGAUAUAUUACUUAUCAGAAUAGUAGAGAGUCGCAAGCAAAGAAAUUUUACUGAUCUUAUCUAUUUUAUAUAUAAAUAUAAAAUAAAUUUAAAUAUUAAAAAAAAAAACAUUCCAUGUUGUUUCGGAAGAGAGUCGGCUCCAGAAAAUGUGCGGAAACAAGACAACCAUGUAACUGAAUGAAAAUUGCAUACGAAAUUUAAACUUACGACAGAAAACAAACAUCCUGAAAUGUAAAUUCUGUACAAAAUGCAAAAAAACUGAUCAAGUAUGAUUAUGAAACUUAUAAAUUUUGGCCAAAAUUUAUAUUUCCUAACACCAUUUUUUUAUUUUAAUUAUUAUUUCUAAUUAAUUUCUGUCUAAUGAUAGUCUUCCAAUGAAAUUUUCUAAUUUUACAUAAAAUCUACUGGACUGCUAUAUUCAUUCUGGGGUAUUUUAAUUUAUUUUCUUACACAAAAUAAUAUAUGUAUGUAGAUUAAGCUUUGUUUCUUGGAAUUUUUUACUUAUUUGAUAAUGAAAAUGAGUUAUAUAUAAUGUAAAGUUUUGAAUUUUGGAAAUAGGGUUUUAACGUUAGAAAUGUAGAGUCAUUGCGGCACAUAAAAAAUUUGAUCGAGUAGAGGUUUGCGCAAUAUUUUGCAGCUUUUACUCAUCUAAUACUAUUUUCCGAGGCAUUUAAAAAAAAAAAAGUAAAGGGGAGAAACUUUAAAGUAUUAUUCGCAGGUUUAUAUAAAUUAGGAAGCUAUGUUAUAAUACUA